Funneliformis caledonium is the source of this 783-nucleotide messenger RNA. NCBI's taxonomy places the organism in Eukaryota, Fungi, Glomeromycota, Glomeromycetes, Glomerales, Glomeraceae. The record is from the annotation of a GenBank genome assembly.
AUGUUUGAGUCGAUUGCGAACGAGUUUCUUCAACGUACGCCAGUUAAAGAUUGGUCUAUUAUUUCUUUACUUAAAUAUAUCGAAUCUAAAAGUGAAUUAUCCGCUGAUAUGAUCGAGAUUCUGAGGGAAGAAAUAUAUUCAGUGUUACGGGGUUUUAGUGACGAUAUAAACAUAAACGUUCAUGGGAACGCGAAAAAAAGAGCGAAGAAACUCUUAUCAAACUUUGAUAAGUUGUUCUCUUCAGGUGACGUAAAUAAUUUUAUUGAGGAACUAAAACUAAAAGAGGAAAGAAGGGAAUACUAUAUGGCAUUCCGUCGCAAAAUAACAUCGGCAAACUCGUUACAAACAUUAGAAGAACAUCAUAUGACUAGAAGAUUAAUCGAUGAUUUGCGCGACGCAGAUGCGACUGCCUCCUCCGCUUUGAAGCGAAAGUCUUUUUAUCCACUCGAUGAUAGAGCAAAGAAAGUUACAGUUGUAGACAAUCCUUUUUUAUUAUCAAACGAAAAUAAAUCCGAUAAAUUUGAAAUAUUAACAGAAUCGAGAAAUUUAGAUGAGGAACACAACGAAAAAAGUGUAGUUACUCCACGAGAUGACAAUCUUUUUUUAUUAUCAAACGAAAAUAUAUCCGAUAAAUUUGAAAUAAUAACAGAAUCGGGAUAUUUAGAUGAGGAACACAACGAAAAAAGUGUAGUUACUCCACGAGAUGACAAUCCUUUUUUAUUAUCAAACGAAAAUAUAUCCGAUAAAUUUGAAAUAGUAACAGAAUCGGGAAAUUUAGAUAAG